Messenger RNA from Ailuropoda melanoleuca (giant panda), 3934 nucleotides. Its product is annotated as zinc finger protein 554. Bases 203 to 1729 code for a protein of 508 amino acids. The transcript is spliced from 5 exons. NCBI's taxonomy places the organism in Eukaryota, Metazoa, Chordata, Mammalia, Carnivora, Ursidae. The record is from RefSeq and is a predicted model, not a curated record. Gene Ontology annotation, biological process: regulation of DNA-templated transcription.
CCGACCCGAGGGAGAAGGGGUCCGGGACCGGCGCGGGGACCGCGUCCGCUGGGCGGGCCGGGGUGGGAGUCGGUGGCGCCCGAGCGCUGCGCUCCCGGUGGCACCUGCGCCCGUCCUGGGGCCAUGCAGCCGCGCCUUCUUGGCGGGCCGCGCCCGACGCCAGCUCUGCCUGCCCUGGAAGCUGCUUUCCCAAGAGAAGAGGAUGGCUGCUGGGUACCCGCCCCCCUGGCCCCAGGACUUAGUGACCUUCGAGGACGUGGCGGUGGACUUCUCCCGGGACGAGUGGGAGAUGCUCGAUUCUGCGCAGAGGCGGCUGUACCGAGAGGUGAUGCGGGACACCUGCGCGAACCUGGCCGCCCUGGGAGCCUUGAAGAACCAGAGUUCUGAUAGAGGCAUUGACGAUGGCACACUUUCCCCAACACAAGCCUCUCGGGUCUCCAGUCCUUCCCCAUGGGCUGGGUGUACACUCUUUCUACCAGUGGUGCCUUUCCACUUGGAGCCAGGAGAAGCCAUGUGGACGGGGGCACAAAGAACUCCCCAAACCUCCUGUUCAGAUUUGGAGACUAGUCUGAAAAGCCAAGAGUCAAUUUAUAAGAAGGUGGUUUUAGAGGAGGAACCGCCCAGUGGUAUGAAUAUCAUAAAGCUCCCCAAAGAAGACUGGGGUUGUGGUCAACUUGAGGAGAACCAUAAAGACUUUCACAGGCUUUUGAGGCAAGCGGCACACACCCAAGUAGAGGCAUUUGCUCCAGGGGAAGCCACUGCCUGGCAUGAGUUUGGGGAAACCUGUAGUAUGAGCUCAGACCUGGCUUUAUCACAAGGAGGUUUCAUUGGAAAACAUUUCCAUGACUGUGAUCUUGAUAUUGGGAGUUUGGUAGCUGAUCCAUUCUUAAAGCAUCAUCAGGUGGGAUAUUCAGACCAGAAGCCCUGUGGAGGGAAUGAAUAUGGAAAAGACAUCAGCCAAAACAGUCCCCUUAUUCAAAACAGAAGAACUGGAACUUGUACGUAUGCAGAAAGUGGGGAGUCAUUUAAUCAUGGUACGGCUCUUACAACACACAACACAGUUAAUACGGUGGGGAAACCCUAUGAAUGUUACCAUUGUGGGAAAAUGUUUAAUCGGAGGCAUUCCCUGAGUGAACAUCAGAGAAUACAUACAGGAGAGAGACCAUAUGAAUGUCAGGAAUGUGGGAGAGCCUUUACGCACAGCUCAACCCUCACACGACACUUGAGAACUCAUACUGGAGAGAAGCCCUAUGCGUGCAGUGACUGUGGGAAAGCCUUCAACAGAAUAUCGUCUCUUACCCAGCAUCAGAGGAUUCACACAGGGGAAAAGCCCUAUAAAUGCAAAGACUGUGGAAAAUCCUUCUGCCAGAGUUCCUACCUGAUCUUGCACAAGAGAACGCAUACUGGUGAGAAGCCCUACGAAUGUAAUGAAUGUGGAAAGGCCUUCAGUGAUCGCUCCUCACUUAACCAACACGAGCGAACUCACACUGGUGAGAACCCCUAUGAAUGUAAUCAGUGUGGAAGAGCCUUCAGCCAGAGGUCUUCCCUCGUUAGGCACGAGAGAACUCACACUGGAGAGAAACCGUAUAGCUGUAAUGAAUGUGGGAAAGCGUUCAGCCAGAGCUCAUCCCUUAUCACCCAUCAGAAAACUCACACUGGUCAGAAAACCUAUAAAAUAAUUGAUUGUGGGAAAGCUUUCUAUCAGAGCAGCCACCUUAUUGGAUUUUAGAGAUUGCAUGCUGCUCUGUAAAGUAACUUUUAGCACUCUACUAUGUAAGUGUGGUUAGGGUUUGCUCUUCUGCUGUAACAUUUGAAAAGAAAUAGACGUGUGCCACAUUCUUGAAGAAAAGCACUGAGGUCUAGAUCUAAGAAGGGACCUUUUCAUGGGGAAAAUUGCCGUUGAGCUAUGCCCAAUGCCUGUCCUUUUGAAAAAGAUUUUUUUUCUUAAGAUUUAAUUUAUUUAUUUGACAGAGAGAGAGACAGCCAGCGAGAGAGGGAACACAAGCAGGGGGAGUGGGAGAGGAAGAAGCAGGCUCAUAACAGAGGAGCCUGAUGUGGGGCUCGAUCCCAGAACGCUGGGAUCACACCCUGAGCCGAAGGCAGAUGCUUAACGACUGCGCCACCCAGGCGCCCCACUUUUGGAAAAGAUUGAUCAAUGUGGAGCACUAACAUGCAGUGGGAUUUUGCUAAGAAUUGUCACAUUAAUUUAGUUGUUGAACAAAAGGUAUUCUGUUUCAACCUUUUGUUUGAAAAUUCAGUAUUUUUGUUUCAGUAAUCUGUUUCAAUAUUUUGCAUAGUCCUUCUGCGCCUGUUGGUCACUUAGCUAGGUCCUAACUUGUUUUGUGCCCUGCUAUGGCAAUGCAGAAUGUAUGCUAACGCAGAAAAAGCUUUGGGUGCAAAGUGGAAAAUAAAGAGUGCAAAAUGGUUUGUGUGAUUCUAUCCAGUGAAGUCAAAAUAUGUACAUAAAUGGACAAAGUCCAGACAGAGAUGUGGAGGAAUGAACAGAGUUUAUUUGUCAGAGUUAUCUGAUUAUGUGUGAUUUUCUGCCUUUUGCCAUUUUGUUUGGUAUUGCCAAACAAUUUGCCAUUUUCUUUAUUAUUUGCCAUUUUGUAUUGGCGAUCAGUAGAAAUCAGACAACCCCAAGGGACAUCAAGUUUCUUUGACCAGUCGGGGAGGAUUGUGGGCGCCAUGAUGGGAAGGAUACAGUGCAGUAGGUCUUGGGACGGUGGGAAGUGGAGCAGCCCUCGAUGGCCUGGGAAAAGUACCCGCUGUGAGGUGGCCUUGGCAGAGUGGAGACCGCAAGCUCUGAUGUGUAUCACCACCAUCAACGUCAACAUUUAUUGGUUGCUUGCUCUAUUUCCAGCAUCACUCUAGCUCCCAGAUGGUAGCUGUUCACAUCCCUAUGACAGAAGGGGAAACAGAAAUAAGGUAACUUGUCCAAAGUCAUAUGAUUAGAAAGUGGCAGAGUCAAGAUUCGAACUUGAACAACCUGUGAAAGGCACGUGCCACAUUUGCAUGUGGGGGAGCCAUGUUUUCUAAAUUCUCCCCUGGGAGCCAUCUGACGUUCGUCUGAAUCUUUCCCUCUCUCUGGAGCUGAUGAGGGUGGUUGCCUGUCAGAUCUCCUCUCGACUAAGUGGCACCUGAUCGCAUCGGUGUUGUCGCCUUUCUCUGAAGUAGAGAUCCCGCAUCUGGGGUCCGUGUAGACCCUAGGGCUGAUGGAUGUUUCUGGAAGGGCUCUGUGAACAGUCUUGAGCUGGAUGCAGAAUGCGAGCUGGGGCACAAUGUGUCAUCUGGGGCAGCAUCGGUAGCUUUCAUCGCAUUCUGAGGACUAGCUGAUGUAGGGAUGUCACGAGAGCACUGUUUCUCAGUCUUGAUCCGUUGCUCCCUCCAACAAUUAUUGGUAGAGAACCUGAACUCAUUGUACCAGGUGGCUGUGCAUAAGACAGAUGAGGUCUCUGCUCUCCCUGAACAUAUGUCCCAGUAGUGUGGAAGCAGGAUGGCCUUGUGGGUUGUGACAUAUGCAGUCACCCAAGUGUGUGUCCCAGAAAGGUUCUGCAAUUGAAUACUCUGUUGUAUCGAUCUUAAUAUUCUUAAUAAUUUUGAACAAAUGAUCCCCCCCCCUGCAUUUUCAUUUUUCAGGGAGCCCUGCUCAUUAUGUAGCCAGACCCAUGAUGGAGUCAGGGGCCAGGAUAGACAUUAAACAGCUAACUAAAUAAUUACCGAUUUUGGUAGCAUUCUGGGGGAUUUAAAUAGGAUGCUGCUGUAAUAGAUUAACGAGAGGGACCAACCUCAGGGCCUUUCUGAACCUGAUAUUUAAUUUGAGAUGUGAGUCAUUGGAGCGUCCAAGGUGAAGAAUUUAACCAGAGGAGAGCUUCAGUUUAGCUUUGUUUUCACAUAUUUAAGAAAAUAUUUACAAAGGUGUCUGGCUGGCUCC